Molecule: messenger RNA, 5061 nt
Organism: Zophobas morio
Lineage: Eukaryota; Metazoa; Arthropoda; Insecta; Coleoptera; Tenebrionidae
Product: solute carrier family 7 member 14
Exons: 13
Coding region: 225-2666 (813 amino acids)
Biological process (GO): transmembrane transport; amino acid transport
Cellular component (GO): plasma membrane
Molecular function (GO): amino acid transmembrane transporter activity
Source: RefSeq, a predicted model, not a curated record
CUAGCAUCAUGGUCGAUAGCGACGACUACCGAUACAAAGCUUCAGUAACGAGUCGAAAGCUCAGGAAAGAGCUUCAGUCAACAAACACGUUUCCAUUAUAGUCAUACUCGUGAGUAAUAUGUGCCAACAACGCGAUUUUUCGGUUCGUCAGACGAGGCUACACCUGAAAAUGUGAAAUUUUUUUGGGUGAUCGUUGCUAGUAGGAAAUUAGACAACGCAGAGAAAUGAAGGUGGGUGCUUGGCUCGGUGAUCGCGAAACGCUCCGGAGAGAUGGUCUGGUUCUCUUCAGCAAGUUGAUACGGACGAAGAAUGUCGAGAGCCUGCAGGAACAAAGCAAAUCGGCAAGAACGGACGAUCGCAAACAAAAGCUCACGAAAUGCCUGACGACGCUGGACCUGACGUCCCUGGGAGUCGGAAGCUGCGUGGGUACGGGAAUGUACCUCGUGGCAGGAAUGGUGGCCAAGCACUACGCCGGCCCCGGUGUAGUCAUCAGUUUCGUCAUCGCCGCAGUAGCUAGCAUAUUUUCAGGAGCAUGUUACGCCGAGUUCGGCGUAAGGGUGCCACACACGACAGGCUCGGCAUACAUGUACUCGUACGUGACCGUGGGCGAAUUCAUCGCUUUCGUGAUUGGCUGGAACAUGAUUCUAGAAUAUUUGAUCGGAACGUCAGCAUGUGCUUGCGCGCUUAGUGCCUGUUUUAAUGCAUUGGCAAAUGGAGCAAUUAAGGAGGCUGUUGAGACGAGCAUCGUCGGCAAUAUAUUCGGCCGAGCGCCGGAUUUCCUGGCGUUCGUCAUAACCCUCUUGAUGAUGCUCCUUUUGGCAGCCGGGGUGAAAAAAUCGCUCAUAUUCAACAACGUCCUCAAUGCCAUCAAUUUAGCAGUUUGGGUGUUCGUCAUGACCGCCGGCCUUUUCUACGUUAAUACGGAUAACUGGACCAAGCACGACGGGUUUUUGCCAAAAGGAUGGUCGGGGGUGUUUACUGGAGCUGCGACUUGUUUCUACGCUUUCAUCGGCUUCGAUAUCAUAGCAACAACGGGGGAGGAAGCCACAAAUCCGAAAAAGUCGAUACCUCUUGCUAUUAUAACGAGUUUAGGCAUUAUACUGACAGCUUACGUUACAAGUUCCAUGAUGUUAACGCUAAUAGUUCCCUACGACAAGGUCGACGAGAAUUCCGCCUUGGUCGAAAUGUUCGGCCAAGUCGAAGCUUACAAAUGUAAAUACAUCGUGGCAGUCGGAGCCCUGGCCGGUCUCACAGUGAGUAUGUUCGGCUCCAUGUUCCCCAUGCCCCGAAUUAUUUACGCAAUGGCUCAAGACGGAUUAAUUUUCAAAGUAUUUUCUCAAGUCUGGCCGAGCACGGGAACCCCGGCUUUAGCGACGUUCAUUAGUGGUUUGGCAGCCGGUGUUGCUGCUCUUUUUAUAAGGUUAGAAAUCCUCGUAGAAAUGAUGUCGAUAGGUACCCUUUUAGCUUAUACGUUAGUCUCGACGUGUGUCCUAAUACUGAGGUAUCAACCCCACUCUACGAAUUUAGUAGAGUUGUUGCCUCAGAGUUUGAGAACUCCGUUGAGGGGAUCUCCAACUAAAGAGGGGCUCAGUCAGAAUCCUAGCGGACAAGGGUUGUACGGCAACCAACUCCAUCCGGACGCCCUGAAGCAAGCGAUUGACGCGAACCUUGGACCGCCGAUUCCCUCGCCGGCACCCUCGCCCAUACCCAACCAAACCACGCAGAGAGUGAUGGUGAGGAGGGUCACAAGAAGUUCACCUGACAGCGAUGACACUUUCGGUGCCGACGAGCAAGAGGAGGACUUCUCCAUGAGGGACGACCAAUUCCUGGUCUCCGACAGAACGGAAAACAAGUUCUAUGGGACCCUGCAUGGUGCGGGCAGCGCCACCAGCACCGGAGGCGUCGUCGGCUCCACCGUGGGCCCCAGUUUAGGCUACAUCGGCCGCAGACUCCAGGCGGCCACCUACCUAUGCCCCGCGAUUUUCCCAUGGGUCGACACCGGUCCCGCCACCGAAGAAUCCGGCAUGUUCGUAAUGAAAAUGGUCGGUUGUUUAUACUUGUUGAUAAUAGUUUUUGACCUCAUAAUAGUGUGUGGCAUGCACAAUAUGACCGGAACGUUAACGUUCUUCUGUUUCCUGUUUUUAUUCGCGAUUGUGGGCGUCCUGCUGGCCAUAUCAAGGAAGCCGCAGAACAGAAACACUUUGAUGUUCAUGACGCCGGGUUUGCCUUUCGUUCCAGCAGUGGCCAUCACUGUCAACAUUUAUUUGAUCUUUAAGUUGUCGAUUUUGACCUUGGUGAGGUUCACCAUAUGGAUGACGCUGGGUUUCAUCAUGUACUUUUAUUACGGGAUUACGAACAGCACGCUGGAAGAAGGUGACGGGGAUCAAAAUAUCGAGUUGACCGUGACUGAUCAUGAAAAGCCCAAGUUUAAUAACACGGAGCCGAGCAUUUUCAGCCAAGAGCAACCCACGUACGAUUGGGACCCCAAAGUGGCCUGGGAACCGCCGUCUUGGGCCCAGCAGCCCACGCAGCAAUACCAAGUCGAGCAGCAGUACAAUGUAGAAACAAAUAAUACACGAUCGGUAAUUAACAGGUCGAAUCCAACAUCGACGAGUUCUAGUCUUUUCGUGAGCGAUCCCAAUGCUUUCCCCACAUGGGACGACUAGUGAGAUUUUAAGAAGCGCGAAUUUGUUAUCCUGUUAUUGAAAAAAUGGUUGUUAUAACGUAUAGUUAAAAUGGACUAUCGGACUGAAGUUUUCAAUUAUUGGUAGUAUAGUUAUGGUUUUUCAACAACAGCUUAUCGUAUAUUCUAAAACCGAGUGGUGUGGGCAGAUUUCAUUUAUUUGAUGCACAAAUUCAAAGCACACGUUGGUUUUUGAGUACUGUCCAAAUUUUCCUACAGUUUUGAAUUAAAUUUCGACUUUUGAGGUUGAGCGUCUGUCUGUCUGAACCGGUGUAAAUUUAUCUUCCGUUUUGUCGCGGGACGAUGCAACAUAUCAAGAAAUAUCACGGUACUGAAACUGGAAAACAACCCUUUUAUUAAAAUGAAGCGUUUGAACUGAACGGAAGACAUAUCACCGGAAUUUCACUCUACUUUUUGACAGUUGUUGAACAGAGUGAGACUUAAGAAAUACGGUACUGAAACUGAAAAACAAACCUUUUAUUAAAAUAAAGCGUUUGAACUGAACGGAAGACAUAUCGCCGGAAUUUCACUCUCCUUUUUGACAGUUAUUGAACAGAGUGAGACUUAAGAAAUACGGUACUGAAACUGGAAAACAAACCUUUUAUUAAAAUAAAGCGUUUGAACUGAACGGAAGACAUAUCGCCGGAAUUUCACUCUACUUUUAACACUUAUUGAACAGAGUGAGACUUAAGAAAUACUACUGGCGUUUCUUUGCAAAUACUCAUUGUAAAUAACGGUGAUACAAUUUAGAUAUAUAUUGUUUUUCUCAUUAUUCUUGUUGCGAUUUGUUACGAAGUUGCCUAAAGAUACAGGGUGGACGACACGAUCUUAAAACUAAACUGUUAGGUUGUGAUGUAGGUAAUUAAGAUCUAUCUGCCUUUAAUUUGUCUCAGCGUUUCGAUUUAAACACCCUGUAUACGUAUGAGAUGAAAAUUUUUGAACGGGUUUUGUAGCGACAUCAAUUUUCUCGGUAGUACGUGACGACGAAUCUUUGUCAAAAUGUAACGAUGUGUCCAUGAUUAUCAUGACUUCCAAUUUCUGAAAAAACCCGGUUACGUUAUUUUUCUGUUGGUCGGUCUUCCUUGGGUAAAAAAAAUCGCCGCCCCUCCCUUGUCCCCUUCACAAGAGCGGAAGUCACUUUCACCAUGGAGACAAAUUUUAAAUUGGUGAUAUAAACGGCACAAUUUACUCUAGUAUCAAAAGUAAUAAAAAUGCUCCCAGUACUUUCGGAACCCACUCGUUUUGCAGUUACAAUGUGUUUGAUAAACCGCCACCAUCAGUAUUACUGAACUGCUGAAAUUGUUUCGUGGCUCAUGCCGCUUCUUUACUUUUCACAAGAUUUAAAUAGAUGUGCGAUCCAUACAUUAAGUGCUGUAUUAUAUUAACUUGAUUAAAGUGGGCUAACCUGUUGUAAAUAGUUUUACGUUAAAAUGAAGCAAAACUAAAUGUUGCAAAAUGUUCUAAACAUACCAAAGAUGUAUAAAGCACGUAUUUAAAUGUUGAUAGCUUGUUAUUGAUAUUCUCAUUUCGGUUAUGUUCGACACGCCUUUGUAAAUACACAGGACUGAUUAAAAUCUGUAUUAAAAUAUUUCACAUACGUCAGUGCCUGGAUUUAAGGAUUGCGUAAGAUUUCUUUACGAUUACAUUCCAACGCAUUUAUCAUAAAAUGAUUCUUUUUUUUUCGAAGCCUACGUUUCCGAUUUUCGACAAUAACGAUACGUUUCUUCCUUUUUUUUUUUCCCAUGUUACUUACCACCACAUAUUUGUUCCAUGCGUAGUCAACAUGACAAUAAGUUCCUGCGUCUCUUCCCUCCACAAACAUAUCGACAGUUUUGUGAUAAAUGCGUGGCCAAACUUUGUUACCUUAACGGUGAAAAUGAUAUACAUUACUGAUUAUAAUUGUUUUGUUGUAAGCAAUGUGAAAACGUGUAUAAACAACGAAAUGUUUUUUUCUUCAAAGAAAAUGAAAACGUUUAUACAUGUUCGACUGCUUGAAAUUUACCGUAUGUUGAUUUCGACGUUUUCGUUUCGUAAUUGUAAAGGGUUACAUUUGUAAAAUAAGUAAUCAUAGUGAUAUCUUGAUGUUAUUUCUUCCGAUAUAUACAUAUUAUAUAAGUAUGUUUUAGACAUUUAAAAUGUUAUUUGAUGAUAUUCAUUGGAAAUAAAUAAUUUCAGCAUUGAUUGACCGUCUGUGUUAAUUUUACGGCCUUUCCUGACCAAAAAAAUCCGUCACUCUUAUAUAUCCUAUUUAUUAAUUUAAAUAGCAUCAGUCAUACAUACCCACAGAACUACUUUAUAAAUUGAAUAUGAAAUUAUGUUAUUACAUUCGACAUUUACCUAUGCAAAUCUAUUUUUUCUUUAUAUAAAACAUACUAAAA